CACAUCGUUGGCUGGGAAUGGGCGACUGCCGCGUCACGCUCAGAUAUAAAGCGGGCGAUUGCGGGCUAGUUGCAAACUUCAAGAGAGAUCUCUGAGUCAUGCUGGAUGGGUUCCGAUCACACUUUUGCAAAUCGCAUCAAUCCCAACGAAGUUAGGCGCAGGGGCCGGACAGGGUGAAAACGCUAACACACACAGCCAGAGACGGAAGGAAAUCACCCGUUCUGGGAUUUAAACCACACUGUCGUUUACUUCAAGGAUAAAAUCAGUCAAGGAGGGCAGGGCGAUCUGCCUCCGUCGAAGGGAUUUCUCCUCACCUCGCUUCGUCUUUUGAUUUUGGACAAUUUGAUUCAGUCGCUCCGGGGACGAGAAAGGUCCUGGCACGGGCGAGCUUGGCAGCGGAGCGCCGGCGCUGGUUAUCUGACUGGUUUUGCGGAGGGAGCGCACAUGGAGCAUCGGGUUGGCUGCGUUCUCCUGGCGCUGCUCCGCUGGCGGCUGUGCGGCGCAGUCCAGUGGCUAGGCGUCGCAGUGAGCGGCGCGGCUUUAGCCUGGAACCAGACUCAUCACUGUAAGCUGGUGGCGGGGUUGGUCCCCGAUCAGCUGCAGCUCUGCCGGAGGAACCUGGAGCUCAUGCACAGCAUAGUCUUCGCGGCAAAACAGACGAGGCUGGUGUGCCAAAGCACUAUGGCAGACAUGCGAUGGAACUGUUCCUCUAUACAAUUAGCGCCCCACUUCAAUCCGGAUUUAAACCGAGGAACAAGGGAAUCGUCCUUUGUGUACGCCCUCUCUUCCGCUGCACUCAGCCACUCCAUUGCUCAGUUCUGUGCCUCUGGGGAGUUGCCCUCCUGCUCCUGUGGCCCAGUCCCAGCAGAGGUGCCGGGGCCUGACUUCAGGUGGGGUGGCUGUGGAGACAACCUCCGCUACGGGCUGCAGCUGGGCUCGUUUUUUGCGGAUGCGCCGAUGAAGGGGAGUAGGUCUGGAACUCAGGCAAACAGGUUAAUGAACAUGCACAACAAUGAAGUUGGCAGACAGGUGGUGAUCGAUUCACUGGAGACUAAGUGCAAGUGCCAUGGUGUUUCUGGUUCAUGUUCUGUAAAAACUUGCUGGAAGGGACUACAGGAAAUGCACAAAAUUGCAAUGGACCUGAAAACCAAGUACCUGGCAGCUACCAGAGUGAUCCACCGCCACGUUGGUACCAAGAAACAGCUGGUGCCGAAAGAGCUGGACAUCAGGCCGGUGAGGCAGACCGAGCUGAUUUACCUGGUGGGCUCACCCGACUACUGUACGGCAAAUGAAAAGCAAGGUUCCUACGGCACUCAGGAGAGACAGUGCAACAAAACGUCCGUGGGCAGUGACAGCUGUAACCUAAUGUGCUGUGGUCGGGGAUACAAUGCAUACACAGAGACGAUUAUUGAGAGGUGCAAUUGUAAAUAUCACUGGUGCUGCUACGUAACCUGCAAGAAGUGUGAAAGGACCGCAGAGAGGUACGUGUGUAAGUAACUCCCAAGGAACCUGUAGGACACAAAGGCAUCAUAGCACUUGCCUAUACCAAGUAAUAUCGGACAGUAGGCUAUCAUUUUAAAAAGCUUGGAGACUGGUUGCCAAAAAGACCAAUGUUCCUUGGAUGCUACUGGGAAAAACAAGCGGAACUGAGAUAAAAAUAUCUAUAUUGAAAGAAAAGGAGAGCAGAGAAGAUUCAAAAUCAACGAGUCAAGAGGAAGGACUCUUGUUAAUUAUCUUCAAAAGGUUGGCAAAUGGGCACAUCUUCAAUUCCUUUGUUCCUUUGCUGUGUUCAGUGACCUGAAGGACAGCGUAAAGGUUUGGGAGCAUGAAUACCAGUGAACUGGGAAAGGAGAAUGGCAAAGAGAAACUACAGAGCUGUGAUAGACCGUGAUCAAUUGGUGAAGAAAAAGGAAGUGAUAAAUAAAAGCAGAGUGAUAAGAGAUGCAGCUCACUCUGGGAAACAUUAAAACAGGGCUCACUUCUACAUCACUGAGGACGCAAAUGUUGCAUUGAGGCACAUGGCCAUCUGAAAUCCUAAAAUUAACAACGUAACAGGUGCAGCACAAGCGAUCCCAAAAAGGUGUAGCACACUCUCCACCUUGUUGGGAGUAUCAUUUUAAUAUCAAUGUAAGAUGUUAGAUUGUGUUGUGUUGGAGCCAACUGAAACGAGCAGUAAGUGUGCCACCUUACCACUUUGAUAAAGUGAUACCACUUUGUUGUAAAGCUUCCGGGGUUGCCAAAAACUUGUCAGUUCUUAUUUAUAGAUGUGAUUUUUUUUUUGACACAGGCAAGUUUU
Messenger RNA from Hypanus sabinus (Atlantic stingray), 2296 nucleotides. Its product is annotated as protein Wnt-11b-like. Gene Ontology annotation, cellular component: extracellular region. The transcript is spliced from 6 exons. The coding region runs from base 445 to 1497 and encodes 350 amino acids. The record is from RefSeq and is a predicted model, not a curated record. Gene Ontology annotation, biological process: cell fate commitment; multicellular organism development; canonical Wnt signaling pathway. Gene Ontology annotation, molecular function: frizzled binding; cytokine activity. Lineage: Eukaryota; Metazoa; Chordata; Chondrichthyes; Myliobatiformes; Dasyatidae.